GAUUGCCACACCCACCUUGUCAGAAUUCGGCUUACCAGAAGUGGCCAGAAACAAACUAAUAAUAAUAUAGUCGAAGCCAAAACGCCCACGAAUCACAUCACAUCCUUCAAAAUCUAAGCUGGUAUGCUUCGACGACAGUCUGCCGAGCCGUGAUCGAAGUCGAACAGCAGACCAACGUGUUAGACAUAAUGGUGCCACUUCCCACCUCUCCGUCCUCAAGCAGCGCGUCCAGCUCGAGCCCGAGACAGCUGCACAGCAGCAGCAGCGGCGAGUGGCACGCCGUGGUGCGGCGGAACGUCAAGUCCUCGCUGCUGCUGCUCCUGGUGCUCUCCACCGUCUUCGUCUUCUCCGUCCUGCACUCGUCGCACGGCUUCGGCGCAACGACGCCUGACCAGCAAGCGCUGACGCAGACGCAGACGCAGACGCAGACGCAGAGCACGGACCAUGGAGCCGUCGAUCGUUUUGUGCCGGGAGAGGAGGAAGGCGUCCCUGCCGAGAACAAUGAGGCGUCGGAACAGAGCUCAGACAUCUCGUUGCCAUCAGCCAACACGUCGGCUGUUCCUGCUCCUGCGUCGAGCAGAGCAGAGCAGACAGGUUAUUCGGUAGGAGCGGCGGCGCAUGCGGAGGAGAAAUGCGACAUGUCUGUGGGGAAAUGGGUGAGGGAGCCGCGGGGCCCUGUGUACACGAACCUGACGUGCCCGACGCUGCCGGACUUCAAGAACUGCCACAAGUACGGCAAGGACCCCGGGCACCUCUUCUGGCGGUGGCAGCCCGACGGCUGCGACCUGCCGCGGUUCGAGCCGGAGCGCUUCCUGGACGUCGCCCGCGGGAAGAGGAUGGCGUUCAUCGGCGACUCGCUCGCGCGCAACCAGAUGGACUCCCUGCUCUGCCUCCUCUCGCAGGCCGAGGCGCCCACGGACGUGUACCGCGACGCCUUCGACAAGUUCCGGACGUGGCACUUCCCGGCGCACGACUUCACGCUCAUGGCGAUGUGGACGGAGUUCUACGCGCGCGGCGAGCCGGUGCUCGACGCCGGCGGCAAGCCCACCGCCUCCUUCGACAUCCACCUCGACAGGCUCAACGCCAACUGGACCAGCCGCCUGCCGGGGCUGGACUACGCGGUCAUCUCCGGCGGCAACUGGUUCUUCCGCGUCAACUACCUGUGGGAGGACGGCCGCCGGAUCGGCUGCGUCAACUGCCGCAAGCCCGGCCUCGCGGACCUGGGCAUCGCCUACGCCGUCCGCCGCGUCGUCCGCGCGGCGCUCGAGGCCGUCGCCCGGUGCCGGGACUGCAAGGACAGCCUCGUCACCUUCGUGCGCACCUACACGCCCGACCACUUCGAGCACGGUUCCUGGUUCAGUGGCGGCUACUGCAACAGGACGCGGCCGCUGGAGGAAGGCGACCUCGAUCCGAGGAGCAUCGGGUGGGAGCUGAGGAGGGUGCAGAGCCAAGAGGUGGCGAGGGUGAGGGAGACCAGCGGCAGCACCAAGUUUGAGCUGCUGGACGUCACCAAGGCGAUGAUGCUGCGCGCCGACGGCCACCCGGGCUGGCACUACGACAAACGCUGGGUCAGGAACGCCAGCGACUGCCUGCACUGGUGCCUGCCCGGCCCUGUCGACACGUGGAACGACAUGCUGCUCCGGAGGCUCACACAAAUCUCGCCUCAGCCGCUGCUGCGUUGACGACAGUGGCAUGGCAGGCACUACUUGUGUUGUGUUGCCCAUCCGCCGUCCAUCGCAAAGAAAUGGUGUCUUCCAGAUUAUUUAGGUCUUGUGUGCUGCUGAUUGCAUGCCACAAGAAGACGAAUUCUCUCACUUCCUCCUCCAGCGUGUGAGGAGAACAGAACUGUAUCCAGUAAUUGCAUGCCACAAGAAGACGAACUAGUCAGGGAGACGAAUUCUCUCACUUCCUGUGGAGUUUUUUUUAUCACCCUUAGGACAUAAAGGAAGUUAUCAUGAAUUGGUCGUUUUUGGAUGAACGCGUUUUGGGAGGUGGAGACAAUCUCAUUCAUUCUUGGCACUAAUCUAUUUGCCAAGAUCUUGGUUAUUAUUUUCACGGAAUGUUGAUGAAAUUGAUUGGUCUAAACAGUUCGAUCCUGUCAGCAUCCUCUCUUUUUGGUAAAAGAAUAAUAUUUGCCUUGCUAACCAGGUGCAGGUUUUUGCAUUUGUGAUUAUAAAAAUCAUUAAUUUCUUUUGAUAGAUUGUCUCUAAUGAGCUCGAAACAACAUCUAUAGAAGAGCCCUAUGAAUCCAUUUGGACCAUGUACCUUUUCAUAUUGCAGCCCCAAACCACCUUUUUUAUCUCGUUCUCAGUGAUCACAUAGUCCAGGUCAGAUAACUCAAAAGGAGUAUAAUAUAAGUUGUGCCAUCGAAUGAUGUUGUGUGACUA
This is a messenger RNA of Zea mays, 2387 nucleotides long. Its product is annotated as protein ALTERED XYLOGLUCAN 4-like. Gene Ontology annotation, cellular component: Golgi apparatus. Lineage: Eukaryota; Viridiplantae; Streptophyta; Magnoliopsida; Poales; Poaceae. Bases 189 to 1682 code for a protein of 497 amino acids. The transcript is spliced from 5 exons. The record is from RefSeq and is a predicted model, not a curated record. Gene Ontology annotation, molecular function: O-acetyltransferase activity.